Metopolophium dirhodum (rose-grain aphid) is the source of this 1204-nucleotide messenger RNA. RefSeq lists its product as uncharacterized. Bases 300 to 908 code for a protein of 202 amino acids. The record is from RefSeq and is a predicted model, not a curated record. The transcript is spliced from 2 exons. NCBI's taxonomy places the organism in Eukaryota, Metazoa, Arthropoda, Insecta, Hemiptera, Aphididae.
CGCGGUCGUUAUCGCAACGACCGCGGCGUCUCUAUCGACGUCCGCGAGAUCGCGACCGACAACCGGUCUGGCCGCCGCCUGUGGCACGGCCGCCGGCCCGGCCAGCGGCGGUGGCGACGGAAAACAGCUUAAGCCGAACCGUCGUCGACGAACCCACGCGCGAUUAUUAAUUGUAACAAAUUGUGAUUCGAACUCUGAAUAAAAGGUGCUUCACAGAAAAAGCGUGUGUCGUUAUUGUGUUAUUAAGUUUGCCCUAACUGUUCCAACACCUACAUUGGCGCAGUCGAGUAAGGAGUAAGAUGGCAGAACGCGCCAAUAACCCCCCACCGAACCGCAACAACCGGCCAUCCCGCGGCAUGAUUGCCGCGCAUGUGGAAAAGCUCCGGGCAAUGGCCGCGCAGUUGUUGCGGGAAGCCAGGAGGCUGUCGGGCGAUGGUCCGGAGGACACGGUGAGCGGUUGGUCGGCCGAACGCGCGGCUACCGCGUCGUUCGGCCGGAUACGAGCAAGCCCGACUGCAUGGGCCUUGUUCGAGCGGGGUUUCGCCGAGGGACGCCGGUCCACUCGAGCGAACACCCCACAGCCCGAAGCCGCCAGGCCUAGGGCAGGACCGCCCGGACGAGUGCCACCUCGCCGAACAGCGACGGCGUACCAGCGCCACGACGUCCGGGAUGGGCGUGGCCGGUUCAGGCGGCCAGCGGUUCGGCCACAAGCCGACCAGACCGACGAGCGGCCCAUGGUACAGCCGCAAGCCCAGCAGCCCGUGGUGCCCCCGCCAACAGAGCCGCCAGCAGAGCAGCAGCUGGCCCAGCAGCCAGACACCCCGGAACAGCAGCUGGCCGCGGUGGAGCGGUGGAUCCAGGCCAUGGAGGUGACGCCCGGGGACCCAGUCAUCCUCCCCGUGGACUAGGUUGCUCGGUCGCGUCUCGCGGACUCGGGGGGGAGUAUGUCGCGGUCGUUAUCGCAACGACCGCGGCGUCUCUAUCGACGUCCGCGAGAUCGCGACCGACAACCGGUCUGGCCGCCGCCUGUGGCACGGCCGCCGGCCCGGCCAGCGGCGGUGGCGACGGAAAACAGCUUAAGCCGAACCGUCGUCGACGAACCCACGCGCGAUUAUUAAUUGUAACAAAUUGUGAUUCGAACUCUGAAUAAAAGGUGCUUCACAGAAAAAGCGUGUGUCGUUAUUGUGUUAUUAAGUUUGCCCUA